Molecule: messenger RNA, 2538 nt
Organism: Seriola dumerili (greater amberjack)
Lineage: Eukaryota; Metazoa; Chordata; Actinopteri; Carangiformes; Carangidae
Gene: plaub
Product: tissue-type plasminogen activator-like
Exons: 10
Biological process (GO): plasminogen activation; regulation of cell adhesion mediated by integrin
Molecular function (GO): serine-type endopeptidase activity
Source: RefSeq, a predicted model, not a curated record
UCUUUUUCUUCCUCGUCUUCAUCCUCCUUCUCCUUUGAAAUUUCAGGUGGGAUCUGUCUUAAUGGAGGCACCUCUGUCCCAUCCCUGUCUACUGGUGAACACAUGUUUUGUUUGUGCGCUGAUGGAUUUGAAGGAAAACGCUGUGAAACAGUAAAAGGUCCUGAGUGCUACAACGGUUUAGGACUGUACUACAGAGGCACAGUGUCUAAGUCAGAGAGUGGACGGACAUGUGCGCAGUGGGAUUUGGACACCAGGGUGCUAUACAUGUCUUCAGAUGUCAAUUCAGGGAGGCACAACUACUGCAGAAAUCUUCACUACAGACAACGUCCGUGGUGUUAUGUUUGGAGAAACCAGCAGCUGGUGUGGGAGUAUUGUGAUGUUCCACGUUGUAGCUUAGAGCCAUCUCCACCUUCACCUGCGCCCACAGAACCACUGCCAGCUAUAGAGUUGGCCUGUGGCCAGCGCAGCAGAGGGAAGCAGAUGAAGAUCGUGGGUGGAACAGUUGCCACCGUGGAAUCCCACCCGUGGGUUGCUGCCAUAUUUUGGCGCAGCAAAUCAAAGGAGAAGGUUUUCCGUUGUGGGGGCAGUCUGAUCUCCGCCUGCUGGGUCCUCACGGCCGCCCACUGCUUCCCCGACGGCUCCAAAACAAAAGAGCGCCGCUUCUCCGUCACCCUGGGGAAGAAUGCUCUGAACGAGACCGACUUGACUGUGGAGCAGACAUUCAGGGUGGAAGAAAUCAUCAUCCAUGAAGGGUUCGACAACAGUGAGGGCAACUUCAACAAUGACAUUGCCCUACUGAAGCUGAAGGCCAGAAAUGGUAGGUGUGCAGAGGAGAGUAACACGGUGAAGACUGUCUGCCUGCCGCCGGCUCAGCAGAACCUCCAGCCUGGUGUCACCUGUGAGAUCGCUGGAUAUGGGAAAGAGAAACAAGCUUUGUGGUACAGGUCUCAGUACCUCAGAGAGGCCCAGGUGAACCUCCUCGCUGAUGAUGUGUGUCAAGACAAGGACUAUUACGGAAAGAUGAUCACUGAUAACAUGUUUUGUGCCGGUCGUCCUGACUGGAGCCAGGACGCCUGCGAGGGAGACUCAGGAGGGCCUCUGGUGUGUGAGAUUGAGAACAGGCUCUUUCAGUUUGGAGUCAUCAGCUGGGGUGAUGGCUGCGCGAAGGAGUUUCGACCCGGCGUUUACACCAGAGUGACCAAUUACAACCAAUGGAUAGAAGAGAAGACAGGUCUGACAUCCGUCACUGCUGGAACCAUGUUCCCUCAGAAGUGGGGGCUCUAAAGGGUAAGGCUGGGGGUGCUCUUCUUAUUAACAACAAAUCCCAUAAAAAUAGCCCAGCCAACAAUGAACUGAGACUGGCAGCCUUCUGAGGCUGAUAUAUCGUAUUCCUCUGAGCCAUAGAGCCCCAUUAUUUCUAAAAACUAUUAUUAACACAUCACUGAGCCUCACUGAUGCACAUACAUUGUUGUUCAUUUUGACCAAUUCAGACAUGCACCAUCCUGCUGCCGGAAAUACUAACUAAAGCACAAAAUGUGUAUUAAUCCACUGCUGAAAAUUGUCCCUAAGAAAAUGACUAUUUCCUCCAGUUUGAAUAACAUUUUAUAAAAACUAUGAUGCCCGGUGUAAAAAUGAAACUAUACAUUUGUGAUCUGUUUUAAAAUCUCCUCACUAAGAACCAAUGGACUUGGACCUGGCAGGUUAGGGAAAUAAGAAGGUCAUUGUUGGUUUUGGUCUUUUCAAAACAUAGAAUACUUAAAGGAUCAGAGGUUUUGCAUAUUUUGCCCAUUUGCUACAUAGCAUGUAUACUUUACAUGGCAGUUUGCAAAUGUGCAUGCUUUUGUGUUCUAGAUUUUUGGAUGAAAAUAUUUUUCCUACCAUUCCAGACAGCCAUUGGUUUCCAUUAAUAUCCAUAUAACAUGGAAGUUGAUUGGCAGACUCUUGAUUUUUUUUCUUUUCAUUGAGUUGAGUAAUUCAUCACAUCAAGUCUGCGGGGUACCAGGGUGUUUCCAUAUGUCACUUAAAAUAUGUUGUGGUAUUUGUGGCACUGAAUGUUUAGCUUCUUAUUUCUACAUUUUACAGAGUAUGGAUGUAUUAUUUUCAGAUAUAGGUCCUAUUUUUAUAUUUUUGUAAAUAAACCACAUUUAUAAUUUUUCAAUAAACUGAGUUCAUUUGAAACGGUAGCCCAAAAAUGUAUCAGUAGUAUUGCACUUCCAUAAAAUUGGGGGUAUACACAACUAUACUGCAACAUAUAUGUUUUAGCUGUAAAUAUACCAACUUUCAACAAUUGAUUUGUUUCUUGUUAAGUAAAAUAUGUUGUUUUGUGCCCCAUAAGCCCUGCUUCCAUCUUUCUAUAUAACCAUGUAAGAGAGCAGGUUUAAAAUCAUUCGCACAGGCUCGUGUCAUAGGCUUUUUUGUUUAAUUAAGCAGGUACUUCAUUUUUUGUUUGUACUGCAUUAUUUUGUACAUCUUUUACAUGUUGUAUAUUUUAUAUUUUUAUAUGUUUUUACACCAAAGUCUGAACAGAAUUAAUGUUUA